AUGUACUGUAUAGUAUUAUUCUGUUUUAUCUUCGUUGUCGAACAUUUCCAAGCUGCGGCGGGAAGUCCUGCUAUACAUGUACUAUUCGAUAGGUUAUUGAGAGAUGAACCCAUACCUCAACCUGUUGUUUGGGAUGAAGUGGGAAAACUAAAUGAUGUAGAAAGAGGAAUAACUGAUUUCAGAGAAAAUGAAAAGAUACUAAAGAGCAUGAUAAAUAGCAUUACUAAGAACCAACAGAAAAAACGUAAAGCGAUCAGAAACUAUAUCAAGUGUAAAAGUAAACAACAACAACAAGAAUCCUACAAUUUAUUUCUCAAAGGAAAGAAGUCUAAUGAAAAAAAUAAAGUUUGCAAUCUACUUGAGACAUUCCCUGAAGCAGAUAUUCAGGUUUUGAAUCAAUUAAUUUCUCGGAAAUAUGAUAUUUUAUGGAAAUGGAACAAAGCAUUAUGUAAGUACAGGGGGAGGAUCGUGGAUGCACACUGCUGAGGAGUCCUACAAUAAGACGAAACGGCUGUCUAGUGUUUCCAGGUUUUCCAUGGUGAUCUAGCUUUAACUGACUAAUGAUCUUAACCACUGAAAUUAAUAAAAUAUUGUAUAUCUUUUAUAAAGAAACUAUUCAGAAGAUAAUUUGAAAUGUACCAAAUCCUUAGAUUCAUACACAUACAAACAGUUUAUCAAAUAUUCAUAGAUUGUGAAGAAAUUCAAUCAAUUAUGUGAAUUUGAAAACAUUUAUGAGCAAUUUAUGUGACUUAAUAAGAAUAAGUAAACAGUCAAUUGCUUCGAGUUAAUCUCAUUGUUUACAGAACGAUAGAUCAAUCAUUAAUAUGUAUUUCACUGUAUAAAAUAAUGAUUUGUACUUCCUUUAACAUUUCAGUUAACUACGAAUUUGCUUCGAAAAAUAUUGUACACACACUAACUUUGUUACAAAAGAUGUAUAACAACUUGUAAUAAAAUGCUGUUUGAAAAUGUCCAUCACAAAUAUUCAUCACACUAGUUCAAUCGUAUUUAUUCGGAGAUCCUGUUGAAGAUCCUGUAUUGACAUUUAAAUAAUUGCCUUAUCAAUCGAGUUUAAAUAAAAACCAAGUUUGUU
Molecule: messenger RNA, 1090 nt
Organism: Schistosoma spindalis
Lineage: Eukaryota; Metazoa; Platyhelminthes; Trematoda; Strigeidida; Schistosomatidae
Source: the annotation of a GenBank genome assembly